Molecule: messenger RNA, 1732 nt
Organism: Asparagus officinalis (garden asparagus)
Lineage: Eukaryota; Viridiplantae; Streptophyta; Magnoliopsida; Asparagales; Asparagaceae
Exons: 3
Coding region: 717-1196 (159 amino acids)
Source: RefSeq, a predicted model, not a curated record
AUUUUGUAACAAGAUCACAAAUGGCGGCAUAUCUCGACAAAAAGAGCAUCUAAUCGGGACGGAUAGAAAACGCGAAAAUGCGAGUCUUUGUCAAAAAGUCCCUCCCGAUGUGGUUGAAGAGCUAAAAGAUUAUGAAGAAAGAUAAAAGAUGGCUAAAAGACAACAUGCUAUAGAUGAAUAUCUCCCUGAACUUGGAGAUGAGAACAUGGUGGAAAUUGAUGAUGAGGAGGAUGAAGAUGAACAAGUAUAAGAACGUAGAGAUAGAGGAAAAGGCUCGACGAUUCCUAGGUCAUCUUUAGUAACGACAAGAGGAAGAGGGAGUGUUGGCAUGCACAGUGCGGGAUCUUCCACAGGCCCAAAGAGGAAGGGACCGAUGGAUGCAUUUCUUACAUUCAAUCCCGCUCUUGAGGUCGCCAAGGAUGAAAGAAGGCGCAAGUUGAGACAAUCAUGUAUUGAAGAAAGUCUCAACAAAGAUGCAGUGGUUAAAAUGCAUCAAGACAUAGCUCGUUGGUGGUAUCAAGCCGACAUUCCCUUUAAUGCCGCUCAUCUUAGAUCUUUCAAAAUCAUGUUAAAGUCCGUGGGGGUGUUUGGGCCUAACUUGCCUCCUCUGACAUUACACCAUUUGAGUGAGCCUUUGCUUAGGAAGGAGAAAAAAAUACACUGAUGAUCUGAUACAACCUCAUAAAGAGGUGUUGACUACCAAAGGUUGUUCUUUUAUGUCAGAUGGUAGGAGUGACAAAAAGAGGAGAACAUUGAUCAAUUUUCUUGUGAACUCUCCUCGUGGUACAGUGUUUCUUUCAUCUAUUGAUGCGUCUGAUGAGAUCAAGACGGGUGACAGAAUGUUUGAGAUACUUAGUGAGCAGAUUAAGCUCAUAGGAUCUCAGAAUGUUGUUCAGAUCGUCACGGAUAACUAUUCUAGUCUCAAAUAUGCAGGGGCGGAUUUGGAAAAAGAGUAUCCUCAUUUAUAUUGGAUUCCUUGUGCUGCUCAUUGUAUUAAUCUCAUGCUCAAGGAUAUUGGUAAACUACCAUCUGUGAAGCUAACCUUGAGUCGAGCUAUGGAGUUGACUGGAUUCAUCUACUCACAUGCGUGGGUUUUGAAGCUGAUGAGAGGUCAAACUAAUGGCAAAGAGCUUCUUAGACUGGCGGUGACACGAUUUGCCACAUCAUUUAUGACUUUGUCAAGCAUCUAUCGAUAGAAAAAUAACCUCAGAAAGAUGUUUAAUUUGGAGACAUGGAGGCAAAGUAAGUGGGCAAGAGAUUCAUAGGGCAAAUCAGCUGAAAGGAUAGUUCAUAUGCCAUCUUUCUGGAACAACAUUGUUCGUGUUCUCAAGCUGACGGCUCCUCUUGGUUGUGUUCUGAAACUUGUUGAUGGUGACAAAAAGCCUGCUAUGGGAUACAUUUAUGAGACGAUGGAUAGAGCUAAGAAGACUAUUGCUAAAGCCUUUGGUGAUGAUCUUUAAAAAUAUUCUGAGGUAUUUGAUAUCAUUGAUAAGAGGUGGCAGAAUCAGCUUCAUCGGCCUUUGCAUACUGCAGGAUAUUGCCUUAAUCCUGUAUUUUUCUAUGACUAUCCAAACAUCCAAGGGGAUGACGAAGUUAUGAGAGGUCUUUAUCAAGUCAUUGAGAAGAUGUUGCCCACACAAGACCAAGACAAGGUUGAUAGGCAGUUGGAUAUAUACAGGCAUGCUGGGGGUCUUUUUGGUAUAGAGAUAGCUAAGAGAUAGAAAGAGGAAGU